GGCGUCCAGCAAAGUGUUGAGUAAACAUUUUCCAAGCUCAAGAUGAAGUUCACCCUGUUCGCGCUUUUCGCCGCUGUCUGUGUGCUCAGCGUAAAUGCUGGAACCUUCCAGCCUCUGGCCCAGGCACCCGAUGUGGGCAUGGAGUUCGCGCCCAACGAUUUGUCUGACGAUGAGUUCAUUAACUUUGAGCCCGAGUUUGGAAGCUUCUUCUCCACCACCUGGUGGGUCAUCAAGGCUUGUCUGCGCACCGUCAAGGGCUUCAACUGUCUGAUCAAGUGGGUCAUUGGCAUCAAGGCUAGCGCUCUGCAAUACGCCGCAGAUAUCACUGGCUGCGGCAUCGCUGCCACUCAGGAUGUCACCAAUCUGAUCAACGCCAACCUGAAGAUCAUCACCACCUGCAACAACAUUAUCAACUACCAGGAGAACAUCUGCUCCAGCACCCAGAACGAGGAGAAGCCAUCGAUCACCAGCAACUGUGGCGGCAAGGUUCUCUACUCUGUCUUCACUCUUUACAAGCAGACCAAGACGGCUAUUGCUCUGGGCAAGAAGAUCACAAAAACCGGCUCCAAUGCCGGCACCUGUGUGGUUAAUGCCACCAACACUCUCACCAAUUACUACACUCAGUUCCCCGCGAACAUCAAGCUGUGCUCUCAGCUCUCCAAGAACUAAGCAGUGGGUCCCAAAGCCUGCAUGCAUUUGUGUAUGCCUAAAAUCAUUUUUUUUUCAUAUGUCAAUAAUAUAAUAUAGAAAGCAAAAGUAAUCUGCAUUUAA
Molecule: messenger RNA, 771 nt
Organism: Drosophila busckii
Lineage: Eukaryota; Metazoa; Arthropoda; Insecta; Diptera; Drosophilidae
Exons: 2
Coding region: 43-669 (208 amino acids)
Source: RefSeq, a predicted model, not a curated record